AUGACGCGGCGAGGUGAACUAUCAACCCCUGCAAUUUUUCUGGCCAAGAUCGACGAAGUGCUGGUGCUGUGGGACGAAGGAUCGCAAUUGCUGGUCAAGGAUGGCUCCCUGGAGCGCCUCAUGCGACUGAGAACGCCGGUGAAAUGCGCAAGAUCGAGGCAGGAAGGCGUGAUUGUGGCGCUGCCGGCAGAACUCGACAGUUUGACCAGCAAGUGCGUGGCCGUGAUCGUGUCCCGUGCAGUUGGCGCAGCUGCCGAGAAGCUCCGUGUCCGCGGUGCUGCUGUGCUUGUUGCUCCGUACCUUGGUCGCAGACUCCUGCUUCAAGACAAGACAAGACAAGAGGGCAUCGACGUCGCGAGGAAGGGCGCCGCUGGCUGUCCUUGCCUGCUCUUGUGUCGUGAGCACAGCACGCCAGCUACAAACCCAUUGCGGGCAGAAUCAGUGUGGCUUUGCGCUCGUCUCUGCGAUCCGAGGCUGGCUGGAUCCGCGGGAGGGUUCGUCUGCGACUCGAGCGUCGCUGUUGAUGCUGAGGCAGACAAGCUGAGUGCGCUCCGACGCUCUGACGUCACGAGCAGGAGAUGGAUGGGCUGUCGUCUCUACAAGAACACGCCGUCGUGCUGGGUGGCUGCUCCAGGUGACGUGGGCAUAGGUGCAAGUCAAUCGGCUACAGCGUUCCAGAGCGGAGAUGGCGACAGCGUUCAAGUGUGGCUCAAGAUUGCGCGGUCGACCGGUCUCCGACUGUCGAAGGUGGAUGCACUGGCUGUGGAAACGAGUGCUGCAAGAGAAGCUCCGGUUGGGCUCAAGCUGGAUGCCGCCUUGGCGGCAUCUGCUGCAGACUUCUCGAGCACGAACGCACCAGAACGGUUGUUGUGGAAGCACCGACGCGAAGGAGCAGACGGGGGGAAACUUCGAGCUGCCGUGUUCGCCCAUGCCUCGCAGACGAUUUUCCUGUUGCAGAAGUUCUGCCGUGUUGACCACGCUGCUGUCACGGCCCCUGAGCUUGACCCCUGUGCGACUCCUAUCGGCGCCUCUAUCGACAGGAAGCCUCAAGUGCGCGAGAUUCUGGAUUUGCUGGAGAAGCGCCUGCUGAAGGCAUGGUACGGAAGUACUCAACUGCUCGUGAUGGCAUAG
Phytophthora sojae is the source of this 1131-nucleotide messenger RNA. RefSeq lists its product as hypothetical. The transcript is spliced from 10 exons. Lineage: Eukaryota; Oomycota; Peronosporomycetes; Peronosporales; Peronosporaceae. The record is from RefSeq and is a predicted model, not a curated record. The coding region runs from base 1 to 1131 and encodes 376 amino acids.